UAUUAUAAAAACAUACCACAGCUAAAACCAGUCCCAGUCGACCACUGUACGUUGCGCGUGCGUCAUGUGUAAAUUACAAAUACUGUUGUUCUGUUAUUUAAUCGUGUUUGCUACUGCAAAACUCUGCAAGGUUCCAAACAGCGAUGCAGGCGAAUGCAAGGCGAUAUCAAAAUGUCCAAUUCUGAACGAACUGGACAACAAACCAUACAAAAGCGAAGCAGAGGAACUAUUCUUGCAACAGUCCUUGUGCGGGAAUUCAUUUACUUAUAUUAUUAAGGUGUGCUGUCCAUUAGAUACAACGUCGUUCCGGAUCAAGCCCGUCAUAUAUACAGUAACAAAAGAAACUGCACCAAAACCAGAACCGAAACCAGAACCAAAACCAGAACCGAAACCAAUACCGAAACCAAAUGUACUUUCUAGACCAGAGCCGAAUCCAACAUUUGGUAUCGAUGAUAAGAUAAACAACCCCAACGAUAAAAAAACCAAUGAGAAUAUUUACGUAGCUCCAGAUGGCACUUGCGGAAUUGACUCCAGUACCGGCAAUAGAAUUUUUGGGGGGGAAGCAACUAACCUCGAUCAGUAUCCCUGGUUAGCUCUACUACAAUACGCGAGAGAAUUUCUUCUCUGCAGCGGCAGUUUAAUUUCUCCAAGAUUAAUUUUGACGGCGGCACAUUGCAUUAACGGGCCAAACAGAGCACCGCUUUUCGCACGUCUAGCAGAAUACAACGUUACUUCAAACCCAGACACCCAAGAAACUGAUGGUGGUGGUAUUGACUCUUCAACUGUAGUUAUAAUUCCAGUUGAGAAUACACUCUCGCAUCCAGACCACAAUCUUAGUAAAAGGCUGAAUGACAUAGGUUUUGUGAAGCUCAAGGAAGCCGCCGUAUUAUCAGAUUUUAUAAAAAUAAUCUGUCUACCUACAGUCGACCUUUUCCCACAGUUUAAUAAAAACACAAAUUUUACUGUGGCUGGGUGGGGAAUUGACGAGUCUGGAGAAUCUAGUGACGUUAAGAAACAUGUGAGGCUUCCGUUUGUAAGAGAGGACUACUGCAAGGAACGUUAUUCGGACCUACCACUUUUAAAUGUUAUAUGUGCGGGUGGUGAAGCUGGGAAAGACACUUGUAAUGGCGACUCGGGUGGUCCGUUGAUGUACGAAGAUAGUUCGUCAUUUUCUAUCAUUGGCAUACUGAGUUUCGGAUACCGUGAAUGUGGAAUUGCUGGCUGGCCUAGUGUUUACACUAAUGUAUUUCAAUAUAUGAAGUGGAUUAAGGAUGUUACUGAGGGUAGGAUUAAAAUCUAAUUUUUCAUUGGAUAAUAUGAUUUUGAGUUCAAAAUGUAUGGUAAAGGUUGCUCCACCGUUAACUUUGACAGCAAAAACUUCUUUGGAAGAAAAUAUUGCACAGUUACAAAGUUACCAUAAGUCUGAAAUUAUAUUUUUUUUACACUUAAGUACUUGAUUUUGUAGAAAAUAUUUAUAAUCCUAACUUUAAGAUAUCUGAACACACAGAUUUAGGUAAUUAAUUUGACAUAAAAAAAUAAUUUCUAACGCUUUUACUAAAGCGUCAAAAUGUCAUCAAUACUCAAAGAUCGAAUCUCAAUUAGUAUUAAGCUGUUUAGUAAAUGUUACACAUAAUAUAUGGUGUUCCCGAAAA
Messenger RNA from Pieris napi, 1652 nucleotides. Its product is annotated as phenoloxidase-activating enzyme-like. Lineage: Eukaryota; Metazoa; Arthropoda; Insecta; Lepidoptera; Pieridae. The record is from RefSeq and is a predicted model, not a curated record. Gene Ontology annotation, biological process: proteolysis. The transcript is spliced from 7 exons. Gene Ontology annotation, molecular function: serine-type endopeptidase activity. Bases 65 to 1300 code for a protein of 411 amino acids.